Messenger RNA from Anastrepha obliqua, 1068 nucleotides. RefSeq names its product transcription factor Adf-1-like. The transcript is spliced from 2 exons. NCBI's taxonomy places the organism in Eukaryota, Metazoa, Arthropoda, Insecta, Diptera, Tephritidae. Gene Ontology annotation, cellular component: nucleus; transcription regulator complex. The coding region runs from base 70 to 942 and encodes 290 amino acids. The record is from RefSeq and is a predicted model, not a curated record. Gene Ontology annotation, biological process: regulation of transcription by RNA polymerase II.
CGUAGCUUUGGUUUUGUUUUUAGCGUCAUUUUAGUUUCUUUUCAAUAACAUUUAUUAAAUAUCCUAGUAAUGGAUGAAUUAAGUGAAGUGUUAAUUUCUAAAGUACAGAUCCAUCCGUAUCUCUAUGAUGAUCAACAUAAGGAAUAUAAAAAUCUAAGUGCCAAGGAGCAAGCUUGGAAAAAAAUUGGAGAGGAGUUGAAAAUGUCUCCUAUGAAAGUUAAAUCCAGAUGGAAAAAUUUGCGGGACUCGUAUGUUAAGUACAAGAAUCAAUUAAAUAAAGUCACUGAUGCUGCAAGCCUAGAAGCUGUACAUAACCGCUAUUUAAAAUGGACUGGCCGAACACAUUUGUCUUUCUUAGAUGAAACUUUAGCACGACGUUCACAGUCUUCGGCCCAAAUACCUCAGAAAUCGGAAAAUAUUGUAGCUUCAAUACCUUCAAAGCGGGCAAGAAAUUUAUCUCAUAGUAAAACUACACGGGACAACUUUAAAGUGUAUACAAAUAGAUUGAUUAAGAAAAGUAAAAGCAGAAUACGUUCAUCCUUUCACUCUGGCUCUUCAAGAGAGAGAGAGAGACGAGCCAAAAAUGCAUAUACCAGAGAAAUUCAACCAAGCGAGGACCAUUCGGAUUCAGAAACUAAUACCGUGGAAUUUGUACCGCCUGAAAACUGCCUCGAAAUAUCAACCACCAACGGGAUGGUAACGAAAGACAGCAACGUUCCAUUGCAUAUGAAACAAAAUAAAACAUUUGACACCGACAUUACUUUACAUUAUUUAGAGGACACGAGAAAAUAUCAAACUGUCCACGGACGAAGCGAUGCCAUUGAUUACCUAUUUAGCAGCUAUGCGCAAACAUUUCGCGCUUUGAAUUUACGCCAACAGGUCAAUAUAAAAAUUGAAAUGGCGAAACUUUUCGCUUCCGCUGAAUUAGAAAGCCUACAUUAAAAUAUGUUUAGUAUUCAUUAAUAAUUUGUAUGGAAUAUUUGAAGAUGAGCUUAUUUCUUCAAAAAAAUUGAUAACCCUGAAAUAGAAAUAUUAAUUUAAAAUAGUAUGUAAGCUUGCAUGUAAAUG